Messenger RNA from Rana temporaria (common frog), 1462 nucleotides. RefSeq names its product phospholipase A2 group XIIB (gene PLA2G12B). The transcript is spliced from 4 exons. The coding region runs from base 83 to 688 and encodes 201 amino acids. Gene Ontology annotation, biological process: lipid catabolic process; phospholipid metabolic process; cholesterol homeostasis. Gene Ontology annotation, molecular function: A2-type glycerophospholipase activity; calcium ion binding. The record is from RefSeq and is a predicted model, not a curated record. Lineage: Eukaryota; Metazoa; Chordata; Amphibia; Anura; Ranidae. Gene Ontology annotation, cellular component: extracellular region.
UCAGUGUAUAAAGUCCACUUUGAGGCAGUGGGUGCACAGCACAGAGGACGGCUGCUUGUAUAGCUGGUGGGUUAGCACAGACAUGAAGGUUCUUUUGAGAAUUACAGUGCUUUCUAUAGCACUAAGCAUAGCAGCGAGUACAGAAGAAACGGCUGAGAAUAUCAUAACCACCCAGCUACCCCCUGAAGAUGCCUCUUCUGAGUGGGGUAUUGGAGCCAUUCGUGAUGGAUUUGAAGCUGUCAAUGGUUAUUUUGACUCUUUUCUGGAGCUCCUAGGUGGAAGAAAUGGUGUAUGCCAAUACAAGUGUCGCUAUGGUAAAGCUCCACUUCCUAGACCAGACUACAAAUCUCCAGAACCCAAUGGCUGUAGUUCCUAUUUCCUGGGUCUCAAGGUACCAGAGAGUUUGGAUAUGGGUAUCCCAGCAAUGACAAAAUGCUGUAACCAGCUUGAUAUUUGUUAUGACACAUGUGGAGCCAACAAGUACCGCUGCGAUGCAAAGUUCCGCUGGUGCUUGCAUUCAAUUUGCUCAGAUCUCAAGAAAAGCUUGGGCUUUGUCUCCAAAGUUGAAGCCUGUGAAUCCAUGGCCGACACAGUCUUUAACACAGUCUGGACCUUGGGCUGUAAACCUUUCAUGAAUAGCCAAAGAUCAUCCUGCAUCUGCAAUGAGGAGGAGCGGGAAGAGCUAUAAUCAAUAUAAAGCCAUUUAGUAAUCCUGGAGUAUUGCUGUAGUCCAAAGACUGUUGAUCAGUGAAGACUACAGGGUUACAGUGCAGCACAGCCUGGGAACUGACGCAUUGCAUUUGUGUAGUGACAGUCCUCCUAUCUACAGUAUGAGCUUGCCACUAGCCUGAUGUCAUCUGCAGGAAUGUGACUGAUUGCAUUUUCAGAUGCCUGCCUUGUGUCUGAAUUGCUGAGCUCUUCCUACUGGCCAAGUGAAAUCUUUGAUUCCACAAUGCACUAUUUCAAGUUCUCUCCCUGCCAAAAAUCAUAGUUCAGCCUAUUUAUUAUAGUUAUACAAUUCCUGUUUUCGGUUGGAAAUUGGUCUUGAGAUAACUCAAACUAUUUCUCCUUUGAGAAUAUUAAAUUUGAAUUAUCAUACUGAGUUGGAAAUGUUCCCCAUUUGAAGGAGUUAUGUAUUUAAAGAAUCAUCAGGGUAUGGCAUAGAAAAAGCAGAAUUCCUCUAGGUUGUGAUAUGCAUUUAAAUAGUUAGUUCACCUUUACCAAAAAACUGCAGCUAAGGGGCACUUGUAGAAAAAAAAACUGCAUCUUUGACUAAAGUUCAAUAAUAUAGAUGUAGGCCAUUUACUUAUCUCAUUAAGCCUGACUGGAAAACUCCCAGGAUAUUGCUAAGAGAGGCCUAGCUAUAGCUAUUAGCCUUAGAGAUUGAGUGAAGGUGAACAGCAAUAGCUGGGGCUCCCUUUGCAAUGCCCUAGCAACAUCCUGGCAGUUUUCAAGUCAGGCU